Molecule: messenger RNA, 1320 nt
Organism: Alternaria rosae
Lineage: Eukaryota; Fungi; Ascomycota; Dothideomycetes; Pleosporales; Pleosporaceae
Product: putative methyltransferase-domain-containing protein
Exons: 3
Coding region: 360-1298 (312 amino acids)
Biological process (GO): peptidyl-lysine dimethylation
Molecular function (GO): protein-lysine N-methyltransferase activity
Source: RefSeq, a predicted model, not a curated record
CUGAGUAGAUGGUAUGUCGCUGGGUUCUUGAAUGAAGAUAAUGACAUGUUGGCGGUAUUGUCUUGUCAGUCAACCACGCUGUCAAUGAGAAUGAGAGUAGGAGUGAGCAGGAAAGUCAGCGUUUCAGAGCGCCACGAGCAGCAGCCUCGGCAAAUGAUGAUCUCACGACAUGUCGGACCAUGCCGUGACCCUGCAUGCUACCCGUGCGCUAUCCUAUCUACAGCAUAGGGUAUGUGCCCCGCUAAAGAUUUCGCGAGCCCCUCCAUUGCGCAUCAUGGCGUCGUGCGACAAUCCUUCAGCCCGUCUAAGGAAGGACCCUAGCCUGCGCCCGACCAGACCUCCGUACAUCGACCUUGACAAUGCUACUUCCUUCGCUGAUCAACCUCCGCCGCCCAGCCAACACGCCCCUCGAGCCUGAAGACAUCUUUGGGUCCUCCCUCGGCGGCAUCUUCACCGAUGAUACACAGAACCAGCAUGGCGACGACCCGAGCACGGUCAUUCUGUACCGCAACGCCAAGUUCGGAGAAUUGGAGAUCAGGGUCGCGGAUGUGAACGGCGAAGAACAAAGAAGAAAGUUUGCGCACUACCUAUGGAAUGCCGGCGUCAUGAUGGCAGAACUGGUCAGCGGGCGAGUGGAGGGCGGCGAUCUAGGUGCCAGUGGGAAGGGUCUACACGAAGAUGAAGAGGGCUGGAGAGAUGGCGAAUGGUGGACGAGUAAAGAAGAAGAGAAGAAGUGGAGCGUGGAGGACGAGACGGUGUUGGAGCUGGGCGCAGGCGUAGGAUUGGGCGGGAUUCUUGGUACAUUGGCAGGCGCGAAAGAGGUUGCUAUCACCGACUAUCCUGCCGCUCCUAUCCUCGAUACCCUCAGAACGAACGUCGCAAAAAACGUCCCAGCGCAUCUCAGGCCCAACGUGACCGUCGAAGGUCAUCAAUGGGGCUCCAUAAGCACACCCUUCGAGACCUCGCACGCGAAUCGCUACACGCGGAUUCUCGCUGCAGAUUGUCUCUGGAUGCCAUGGGAGCACGAGAGCCUCGCCAAAUCGAUGCUGCACUUCCUAUCCGACGACCCAUCCGCACGCAUAUAUUGUAUCGCAGGUUUCCACACGGGACGCGCCAAAGUCGCACCUUUCUUUGAGGAAGUGAUACCGGAGCAAGGGCUCGAGAUCGAGGAGAUAUACGAGAUGGACGUCAACGGGCAGCGGCGGUCAUGGGCGAAAGAGCGCGAUGGCGGUACGGAGAACAUGGGCGAGCGGAAGAAGUGGCUUGUUCUCGCGCGCAUACGGCGGGCUGUCCGGUAGCAGUAGUCGUAGUAGUCCUUCC